GGAACCAACGUGAUCUAGCAAGGGAGAAGGCAGCUAAAAAGGAAAAAGGAAAGACCAAGGCUGCAAAUGAACAAGAGGCAAAUAAAGGGCUGUCAAGGGAACAAAGGAUGGAGAGAGACGCUCAAAUAAUGCGGGAGAAGCAGGCGAAGAAAGCAGCUGAUGCAGCUGCAGCUGCCAAAGCCUAAUGUAGCAGCGCUGUCAUCUGUCAUCUGUUAGCUAUUUGACUGGAAUGAAUUUUUUGUAUAAUUUCUAACUUUCUGCCCCUCCCCCAAUUAAUCCAGCAAAUUCAAAUUUUUUUUACUAAUUUUCUACUUUUCCCUAUACUUGCCUUUAAAACCAAUAUUUUUGGUAUUUUAU
Eurytemora carolleeae is the source of this 357-nucleotide messenger RNA. Its product is annotated as putative SERF-like protein. Lineage: Eukaryota; Metazoa; Arthropoda; Copepoda; Calanoida; Temoridae. The record is from RefSeq and is a predicted model, not a curated record.